AUAGGACGUAUAGCCGGCAAACAAGUUCAUUAAAAUCAUUAGCAUACCCACUAGAACUAACCUGUAAAACUUGUAGUCAGUUGCAUUUUAUCAGUCUACCCAUUUCAUUCGAAAAAUUUGCUGUGUCAAGUCGUAGCGUAAAAUGAAAUCUUUCAUAGAAUACUCGUCAGAUUCAGAUUUUCCAAUCGAAAAUUUACCGUACGGUGUGUUUACGUCUGAUAAAAAUGCUCAAAAACACAUCGGCGUGGCGAUUGGAGAAUGGAUUUUAGAUUUGAAUAUUAUUUCACGUUUAUUCGAUGGCCCGCUACUAAAAAGCAAGCAAAAUGUAUUCAAGGAAGAGAAAUUAAACGCGUUUAUGGCACUGACCAAACCUCACUGGAUCGAGGCAAGGGAAACUUUACAGAAAUUGCUGGACGUUUCUAGUCCUGCAUUGCAAAACAAUGCCGAGCUACGUGAAAAGGCUUUCGUGAAGCAGACGGACGUACAAAUGCACGUGCCUGUUGAAGUCGGAGAUUACACAGACUUCUAUUCGUCGCUGCAGCACGCUACCAACGUAGGCAUAAUGUUCAGGGGAAAGGAGGCCGCUCUGUUCGAGAACUGGAAACAUCUACCGGUGGGUUAUCAUGGACGUUCCAGUUCUAUAGUGAUCUCUGGCACACCUAUCCACAGGCCUUAUGGACAGACCUUGCCUGUCGAAGGUGCGGCGCCCCACUUCGGUCCCUGCAGACUGAUGGACUUUGAACUGGAAGUGGGGGCAUUUGUCGGCGGGCCCCCCACACAACUGGGGGAGAGGGUCUGCGCCAAGGACGCCGAAGACAAAAUUUUUGGUUUCGUGCUUUUGAACGACUGGAGUGCACGUGACAUCCAGAAGUGGGAGUACAUACCUCUCGGGCCGUUCACGGCCAAGAACCUCGGCAGCACCAUCUCGCCGUGGAUAGUGACCUUAGAGGCACUGCGUCCGUUCAUCGUCGACAACUUCCCUCAGGACCCGACUCCGUUCCCCUACUUGAGACACGACGAUAAAUUCAAUUUCGACAUCAAACUGGAAGUGGACAUUCAAACUGAAAAGUCCCCGGUGGUGACCACCGUUUGCCGUUCGAACUAUCGGUACAUGUAUUGGACGGUGAAACAGCAACUGGCGCAGCAGACUGUCACGGGCUGCAACCUCAGACCGGGAGACUUGCUCGGCUCGGGCACCAUCAGUGGGGAGGCGGCGGACUCGUUUGGGAGCAUGUUGGAACUGUCCUGGAAGGGCACCAAGCCCGUUCGCCUUUCGACUGGUGAGGAGAGAAAAUUCAUACAGGACGGAGACACGGUCACGUUGCGCGGCCACUGCCUCAACGCGACCGGACUCAGAAUAGGGUUCGGGAGGUGCGAGGGGAAACUGUUACCGGCCAUACAUUUCCAAGAAUAAAAUAUAUAUAUCGACAAGUGAAAGGGCUAUUUAACCCUUUGACUGCGAUGAAGGUCACCGAUCCCCUACAAAAGUAAAUGUUGUGUAUUAAAAGAAAUAUCGCUUGAACAAAAUAUCCUUUCACCCCUCGAUUUUAUUAUUAUUAUUAUUUUUAUUCGAGAGAUUUCUCGACUUUAUUGCGAGUUGUAAAUCGUUAAAUUUUCUAAUAAAACAUAUUUUUUUUAAAUACAUUUUUAUUUGUUAUUUCCUGGCUCUGAUAUUGAACGUGAUCCAUAUUUAGGUCUGAGCUCAAAAUACAAAUUGUGUUUUUUUUUAUUGCUUAGUGGACGGACGAGCACAUCACCCAUCUACAAUUUAGAUGCCACCACUCUUCAAGCCGAAACGCAUUACUGUUUCACGGCAGAAAUAGGCAGGGCGGUGGUACCUACCCGUGCGGACUCACAAGACGUAAUUACGCAACACCCGUAAUUACGCAAAUUAUAAUUUGCUUUUCAUUAUAUUCAUUAACUGAACGAACGCCUUAGACUCGAGACCACAACAUGCAACAAUUUUGUGCAGGUUUUUGACAAUCCAUCCAUGACAAAAAAAAAAAAAAAAACACGUGUGGCACUCGGGGACUGCCGCAGUAAAGCUAUU
Bombyx mandarina (wild silkworm) is the source of this 2050-nucleotide messenger RNA. RefSeq names its product fumarylacetoacetate hydrolase (gene Faa). NCBI's taxonomy places the organism in Eukaryota, Metazoa, Arthropoda, Insecta, Lepidoptera, Bombycidae. Gene Ontology annotation, biological process: L-tyrosine catabolic process; homogentisate catabolic process; L-phenylalanine catabolic process. The record is from RefSeq and is a predicted model, not a curated record. Gene Ontology annotation, molecular function: fumarylacetoacetase activity.